AUGAAUAUUAUACAAGCAAGUAAUUCGUCUGUUCAAUCAUUGAGUAUUUAUUUUGAUGAUGACGAUGAAGAGAAUAAAAAAUUAUUUGAAAAUGUUUAUAUCUGUUUAUCAACAUCCUCAUCUAUCGAUCAAAAUUUAAAACGUUUUGCAUACGAACCACAAGAUGAAAAUCAACGUCGAGCAUCGACUGAAUUUUUAAAGCUAUUACUAACUCGAUGUUAUGAAUGUGAUACAUGGAAUCAUUUGUUCUCAAAUCUUAGUUUUUAUCCGAUCAAAAUAUUCCGACAAAUACGAGACAAACAACUGUUACCCGAUUUAUCUGAUUCGUACAUUCGUGACUUGAUAUUACAUCAUAGUUCAAUAUUAUCAAGACUAAUUCGUUCUCAAAUAUGGAAUGAAAGACGAUUGGCAGUAUGUGAUGAUUUUCUUCUUCAUUUAUUCUCAAAACAUACCGUAUUCGAAUGUGUCAUACCAGAAAUACAAACCUAUGUAAAAUUAAGUGGUAAUUCAAAAUUUGAUUAUUUACCACGAUGGAUAAAACGACGAUCAAAACUAACGACAGAAGAAUAUUAUGAAUAUAAGAGACAAAAUGAGAAAAAAGUAAAAAAUCAAAUAACGACAAAUAUAGAAGAAAAAGCAUUAAAUGAAAAGUUAACAGAAUUAUGUCAAAAAUGUUACGAUCGAAAACAAAUGUUGUAUCGUUCAUUAGCUAAAGAACGUUUUGAUACAACACAUAAAUUAGAAUUUAUUAAACCGAAAACCACCAAAUCCGAUAUAUACACAUCGUUCUUCAAAUUCGAUUUGAUACCACAAAAACAAAAAGAAUCAAUUGAAAAUACUUUAUCGACAAUAUUUUAUCAACUCCAUUGUAAUCAUCAUUCUAUUUCCAUACGUCAUCAACAUUUACCAUAUCGUUACACGAGACAAAGUAAACCUCAACCAACAGCAUCACUCGAUCAACUCGUUCCAUUACGUACACCUACAUUAUGUGUGAGAAAAUUAAUUCGUUAUUGGUUAGAACAUUUACUACCCGUUGAAUUAUUUGGUGAUGUUAAUAAUAAGAAAUCGUUUAUUCGUUACAUAUGUUUGUUUGUAUUAUCGCCGCGUAAACAACGUUUUCUCAUGAAUGAUUUUCUACAUUGUUUAAAUUUAUCUGAAAUUAAAUGGUACAAUCAUCAAACAGAAUGGAUCAUUGGUAAACUUUAUCUUUGUUUAAUUAUUGACUAUUUGAUUGAUUAUGUUAUUACAUUAGUACGUUCAUAUUUCUAUAUUACAGAAUUGGCUGCACCAUCACAUCCAUCCGUUUUAACAUUUUACAGUCAUCGAAUAUGGUCUCGUCUUUACUAUUUGGCACAGAAAGAAUUGAUUGAUAAUUAUUGUUUUCCAGAUCGAAUACCGAUAAUACCACUAUUAUCAGAUUCAAAUUUAACUCAACUACAAACAGAUGAUAUACACUGUUUUUGGAAAAUACGAAUUGUUCCAAAACACGAUAGUGUACGAUGUAUAACAAGACCUCUCAUCACUGAACAAUAUUUAUCCGAUACAAAAGAAUUAUUAAAAUAUUUUCGUAUUAAUCAUUCUCAUCUAUUGGGUAUAUCAGUAUUUAGUCGAACUGAAAUGUACAAUAAAUGGAAACAGUUUAUGGAUAAUAAUAAGACAACAAAUAAUAACGAAAAAAUCAUGUAUUUUCUACGAACUGAUUUAAAAUCAUUCUAUGAUUCGAUCAAUAUCUAUUAUUUGUACAAGUCAGUCGAACAAUUUCUUGACGAUUGUCAAUUUGAUUAUAAUCUUAUUAUUAGAAAAAUUUCAGCCAAAACUUAUCGUGCACAUCGUUUACUCAUCGAUAAAUUUUAUCUCGUACAUAGAGAAGAUGAACAUUUAUCCGAUAUAUUUAAUAAUAACGGUACUAAAUAUAAUGAACGAUUGAGAACAAAAUUUCGAAAUGCAAUCAUUACUGAUGAAGGUGUAGUAGAUAUUUAUGGCAAGUCAAAAUUGUUGAAAUAUAUUCAUGCACAAAUUUUCAGUGAGAAUGAUGAUAUUGUUGCUUUUUUACUAUUUAGUUCGUAUCUGUGCACCCGUUCACAAUCUACAUCAUAUCGACGAUGUUCUGGUAUUAAUCAUGGUUUGAAAAUUGCACCAGUACUCGGUGCCAUUUAUUUGUCAAAUGUUGAGAAAGACGUACAAUUGAAAUUGUUACCGGAUGAAUUUGGUUGUCGACAUGCCGACGAUAUUUUGAUUAUGUCACCGCAUCGUUAUCGUUUGAGACGAAUUAAAAUAAAAUAUGAUAAAACAUUGAUGACACUUGGUCAUAAAUGUGGACUGAUAAAAACCAAAAAUAAUUUAAGAAGGAAAGGAAAUGUGAAUGAUAUUAAAUCUCGUCCGAUAUCCUAUUGGGGCUGUUUAAUUAAUGUUCAAACUCGAGAGAUAUUGGUGGAUAAACGUACAACAAUGGAGAUGAAAUGUCAACAAAUAAUGGAUGAAAUUUGGUUAGAUACACAUGAAAAUAGUUAUCGUCAACAGUUUCGCUCGACUGUUUCAAAUGAUCUUUAUUUAAAAUCAAACAUCUGGUAUUUUGAUUUAUCGUACAAUUCAUUAAAAACAUUUUAUCGAAAUUUUUUCUAUUUAUCAUGCUAUUUUAUUAAUCGUCUUCAUUCAAUGUGCUCAAGAUUUUAUCAGAUACAUUCUUAUAGUUAUAAGAUAAAUUAUGAUGAAACAAAUUGUUUAUCGCGUCUGAUCAACAAUGCGUUUUUUAUACUCUAUCGAAAAGCAUGUUUCGUAAAUAAGAAUACUGAUGAUAUCAAACGGGCACGACGUGUUUGUAAAUAUUUAUUUGUCACAGCGUGCUGUAUAAAAUUAAGAACAAAUAAAAGUUUCUAUCCAAAUCUGAUCAUUAAACGUCUGACGUGUCAACGUCAACGUCUUCGUAUUAAUCGUCAAACGUUGUUUAGUGUUUCGACGCAAACUCUUUGA
This is a messenger RNA of Didymodactylos carnosus, 2970 nucleotides long. The record is from the annotation of a GenBank genome assembly. NCBI's taxonomy places the organism in Eukaryota, Metazoa, Rotifera, Eurotatoria, Philodinida, Philodinidae.